Molecule: messenger RNA, 549 nt
Organism: Naegleria gruberi
Lineage: Eukaryota; Heterolobosea; Eutetramitea; Acrasida; Naegleriidae
Exons: 1
Coding region: 1-549 (182 amino acids)
Source: RefSeq, a predicted model, not a curated record
AUGGGUGGAUGUGCCAGUAUGUGUUCUAGUAAUGUACACGUUCCAUCAUCAGUGAGAAGGGACUGUUAUACUCAAUUAACAAAGACUUGUAGUACUGGAAGCGUUUGUAAGGAGAGUUGCUUUUCUACAACAACAUUCAAGAUUAAACACAUCAAAUCUUUGGAUGAUAUGUCUUCGACAGCUAAUUGUUGGGAAAAUGUUAAUCUGCUCUCUAAUAGAAGUAGUCUGAAUCAAUCAGUAAUGCUUACUAAUCAAGGUGUUCCAGUUCUAAUGCUCUCUUCAUUUUCUUCAUCCUACUCUCCAUCUUCAAAUGCUAGUGUUUGUUCUUUUAGAUCUAAAAUUGAAGAACUGCCUCCAAUCACAUCUAAGAAUACUCCAAUUAAAUUACCACCUCUUGCUCAAUCAACUGUUGAAGAAGCAUGCAAUACAUCUCCAAUCAAGAAAUCCCACAUUCCUUUCAUUCUCAUUCAUGAAUCCUCAGCCUCUAAGUUAAGCCCACCAAAUACGUUGCCUUCGUUGGACUAUGAUUUCCUAGUGCCUGAAAGUUGA